Molecule: messenger RNA, 1043 nt
Organism: Pongo pygmaeus (Bornean orangutan)
Lineage: Eukaryota; Metazoa; Chordata; Mammalia; Primates; Hominidae
Gene: AWAT1
Product: acyl-CoA wax alcohol acyltransferase 1
Exons: 8
Coding region: 24-1010 (328 amino acids)
Biological process (GO): lipid metabolic process
Cellular component (GO): endoplasmic reticulum membrane
Molecular function (GO): long-chain-alcohol O-fatty-acyltransferase activity
Source: RefSeq, a predicted model, not a curated record
AGCACCCUAAGCUCCCGAGAAUCAUGCCUCAUUCCAAGCAGCCUAGUCACUUCCAGAGUCUGAUGCUUCUGCAGUGGCCUUUGAGCUACCUUGCCAUCUUUUGGAUCUUGCAGCCAUUGUUCAUCUACCUGCUGUUUACAUCCUUGUGGCCGCUACCAGCGCUUUACUUUGCCUGGUUGUUCCUGGACUGGAAAACCCCAGAGCGAGGUGGCAGGCGUUCGGCCUGGGUAAGGAACUGGUGUGUCUGGACCCACAUCAAGGACUAUUUCCCCAUUACAAUCCUGAAGACAAAGGACCUGUCACCUGAGCACAACUACCUCAUGGGGGUUCACCCCCAUGGCCUCCUGACCUUUGGCGCCUUCUGCAACUUCUGCACUGAGGCCACAGGCUUCUCGAAGACCUUCCCAGGCAUCACUCCUCACUUGGCCACGCUGUCCUGGUUCUUCAAGAUCCCCUUUCUUAGGGAGUACCUUAUGGCCAAAGGUGUGUGCUCUGUGAGCCAGCCAGCCAUCGACUAUCUGCUGAGCCAUGGCACUGGCAACCUCGUUGGCAUUGUAGUGGGAGGUGUGGGUGAGGCCCUGCAGAGUGUGCCCAACACCACCACCCUCAUCCUCCAGAAGCGCAAGGGGUUCGUGCGCACAGCCCUCCAGCAUGGGGCUCAUCUGGUCCCCACCUUCACUUUUGGGGAAACUGAGGUGUAUGAUCAGGUGCUGUUCCAUAAGGAUAGCAGGAUGUACAAGUUCCAGAGCUGCUUCCGCCAUAUCUUUGGUUUCUACUGUUGUGUCUUCUAUGGACAAAGCUUCUGUCAAGGCUCCACUGGGCUCCUGCCAUACUCCAGGCCUAUUGUCACUGUGGUUGGGGAGCCUCUGCCACUGCCCCAAAUUGAAAAGCCAAGCCAGGAGAUGGUGGACAAAUAUCAUGCACUUUAUAUGGAUGCUCUGCACAAACUGUUUGACCAGCAUAAGACCCACUAUGGCUGCUCAGAGACCCAAAAGCUGUUUUUCCUGUGAAUGAAGGUACUGCAUGCCCAGGAGCGCAGGAGU